AUGGCGACUCAAGCUGCGACCCUUUGUGGAGCUAGUGCUCUUGUCGGAGCUGCUGUAGGCAAGGGAGUGAAGAAGCAAGCCGGGUUUUCCAAGAAGCUGAACCAGACGCGGCUCUCCGUGUCCGCGUCAGCGUCUUCGAAAGACAAUGAGCCAACACCCUCCAGCAACCUUUUCGCGAAGCUGGCCACCGGCCUGGCGGCAGUAGCGACGACUGUCUCCCUCACCGCUGGUCCGAUGGAUGCCGUUGCUCUCGCUGCCGGCAAUCCCGCCAUCAACCCGGCCAUCCCUGACGUCGGCGUGCUUAUCAAGGGUCAGCCAAUCAAGGAUGCGCGCGCGCUGCUCCGGUACGCGCUGCCUAUCAACAACCAGGCGAUUAAGGAGGUGCAGCAGCCGCUGGAAGCCAUCACCGAGGACCUCAGGCUGCCUGGCUCGAAGGCAUUCGACCCAGUCGAGAGGAACAUCCGUCAGGCGAACCGCGUGCUGAACCAGAGCAAGGACAAGAUUCUGGCGGACGUGGCGGAGAAGAACAAGGCGGAGGGGCGCGAGCUGAUAGAGAAGCUGCAGGACGGGCUGCAGGAGUUCCAGAAGUUCCUGGAGCGCCGCAACCGGGACAGCAUCCAGCCCAAGCAGAAGGAGCUGCUGGCUAUCGUCGGCGACAUUGAAGAGGCGAUGGUGGGGGCCUUCCCAUACCAGAUCCCGGCGGAGUUCAAGGGGUACCCUGUGCUCAAGGGGCGCGCGAAUGUAGAGAUGACAGUGCGCCCGCUCAACAACCCUAACCUCCCCGAGGUCGUCUUUGAGGUCGUUGUCGACGGUUACAACGCGCCGGUUACCAGCGGUAACUUUGUGGACCUGGUGAAGAGGGGCUUUUAUGACGGCAUGGAGAUUCAAAGAGCUGAUGGCUUUGUGGUGCAGACUGGAGACCCUGAGGGGCCUGCAGAGGGCUUUGUGGAUCCCGCCACUGGCAAGGAGCGCAGGAUUCCCCUGGAGGUGUUCGUUGAGGGGGACAAGGAACCCGUGUACCAUGACACCUUGGAGGACCUGGGCAGGUACCGAGCUCUCCCCAAGAUUCCAUUCAACGCCUUCGGCACUAUGGCCAUGGCCCGAGAGGAGUUUGACAACGACAGUGCCUCCAGCCAGAUCUUCUGGCUGCUGAAGGAGAGCGAGCUGACCCCCAGCAGCGCCAACAUUCUCGAUGGCCGUUACGCUGUCUUUGGUUACAUUGUGGAGAACGCCGACUUCCUUGCCGAUCUUAAAGUGGGGGAUGUCAUCUCGACGCCUGCUGACGGAGCAGCGAUCCCCGCAACGACGGUUGACCCAACGACGUACUACACGGCGGAGGGGUUGCAGCGGCUGCAGGACCCGUGUGGGGGAAUUGGUGGUGCCAGCGGGAAUCCCGGCAGCAGCAGCAACCGGAGGUGCUACAAUCGGUGCCACAGGCGAACGAGGUCGGGGUUUUGUGUGAAGGAGCUGCUCUCACUUUAUGACGAGGCGUACAGCCCUCUGUGGCCCGCAAAGGUGGACCUGGUGGUGCGCAGCUACGUGUCGGACAACUUCUUCCUCACGGCGUUCCUCUUUGCCAGCAUCGAGCAGAUGUGGCCAGCUGGCAUUGGUGACGUCAUCCUGGUGCUGGAUGAGAGCGACCGCCACGUGGAAGACAUCGUGCCGCCCUGGGUCAAGAUUUACUAUGAGAAGAACUUUCUGGAUUUGCCCGGGAAAAUACUUCAGCAGUGGAGCUACCUGUGGGCCGACAACUACACCACCGCACCAUACAUUGCCAUCAUAGAUGAUGACGUCAUCUUCAACCUAAAGGUGACCCCAGGGCUGCUGUUCAACCUGACGGACAGCUUGCCAUACGUGAUCAACAGCAAGAACACGCAGUCAGACAACUGGAAGCCGUUCCAUUCACCCCUCCCAACACCUUCAACCACCGCCCUCCCAGGACUGCUGUUCAACCUGACCAAUGGCAAGCCGUACGUGAUCGGCAGCAAGAACACGCAGUCAGACAACUGGAAGCCGUCCUCCUACUACUUUGUCGGCCGCUACCACGCCAACUACAUGGUGCAGCUGCCCUUUGUCUUCCCAAGAUCCGUGCUGCCGGGGUUCAGAAGGAGGGCGGCCAAGCGGCACAAGAAGGAUUUUAACGCGGCUGUCAAGUAUUUUGCAGAUCACGGGCCAUCCUUUGCCAAGUGA
Closterium sp. Naga37s-1 is the source of this 2190-nucleotide messenger RNA. The record is from the annotation of a GenBank genome assembly. NCBI's taxonomy places the organism in Eukaryota, Viridiplantae, Streptophyta, Zygnematophyceae, Desmidiales, Closteriaceae.